AAUCUUGCUGCCUUGUACUCCAACCAGUGCCUCCAACUGAGUCUGAACCUUCCGACCCAAUUCUGCACACACCCAGGAAGUUCUGCCUUUUUCUCUUCGGUGUCUCCAGUACUCCCCAAAAUUUCCCCUCCUCCUGUGCCCUCUUCACCCCCUUCCUUUGGGGGCCCCGUGACCCUGAAUGUGGGGGGCACGUUAUAUUCCACCACGUUGGAGACCCUGACUCGCUUCCCAGACUCCAUGCUGGGGGCCAUGUUUAGGGCUGACACCCCUAUUCCCCCCAACCUCAGCUCCCAGGGAGGUGGCCACUACUACUUCAUCGACCGAGAUGGCAAGGCCUUCCGGCACAUUCUCAAUUUCCUGCGGCUGGGCCGCCUGGACCUGCCCCUGGGAUAUGGGGAGACAGCGCUUCUCAAGGCAGAGGCCGACUUCUACCAGAUCCAGCCCCUCCUAGAUGCCCUGCGGGAGCUGGAGGCCUCUCAGGGGACCCCUGCACCCACAGCUGCCCUGCUCCACGCAGAUGUAGAUGCCAGCCCCCGCGUGGUGCACUUCUCUGCUCGCCAGGGCCCACACCACUAUGAGCUGAGCUCUGCCCAGGUGGACACCUUCCGAGCCAACCUCUUCUGCACCGACCAAGAGUGUCUGGGGGCCUUGAGGGCCCGAUUUGGUGUGGCCAAUGAGGAGAGAGCAGAGGGGGGACCACACUUUCGUCUGGAGUGGGCCCCCCGCCCCACAGAACUUCCGGAAGCGGAGUACAGGAAACUGGGGCUGCAGCCACUGUGGACUGGGCAGCCAGGAGAGCGACGGGAAGUGGUGGGCACACCGGGCUUCCUGGAGGAGGUGCUUCGGGUGGCUCUGGAGCACGGCUUCCGUCUAGACUCCGUUUUCCCUGACCCUGAAGACCUGCUCAACUCCAGAUCUCUGCGCUUUGUUCGACACUAAGAACUAAGAACUGGGAAUACUGCCCUUGGUU
This is a messenger RNA of Eptesicus fuscus (big brown bat), 970 nucleotides long. It is a transcript of the gene KCTD11, whose product is annotated as potassium channel tetramerization domain containing 11. NCBI's taxonomy places the organism in Eukaryota, Metazoa, Chordata, Mammalia, Chiroptera, Vespertilionidae. Gene Ontology annotation, biological process: positive regulation of neuron differentiation; protein homooligomerization. The transcript has a single exon. The record is from RefSeq and is a predicted model, not a curated record. Bases 238 to 939 code for a protein of 233 amino acids.